Messenger RNA from Selaginella moellendorffii, 1442 nucleotides. Its product is annotated as 26S proteasome regulatory subunit 7A. Gene Ontology annotation, cellular component: proteasome regulatory particle, base subcomplex. The coding region runs from base 73 to 1359 and encodes 428 amino acids. The transcript has 10 exons. NCBI's taxonomy places the organism in Eukaryota, Viridiplantae, Streptophyta, Lycopodiopsida, Selaginellales, Selaginellaceae. Gene Ontology annotation, molecular function: ATP binding; ATP hydrolysis activity; proteasome-activating activity. Gene Ontology annotation, biological process: proteasome-mediated ubiquitin-dependent protein catabolic process. The record is from RefSeq and is a predicted model, not a curated record.
UAAAAGAGCUCUAGUGCCAAAGAACUUUUAGGGCUUUUCUAUGUUUUAGGGUUCUUCUCUUCUCUUCACGCCAUGGCGCCAGCGGCAGACAUCGACGAUGAUAUCCUCAAGGAAAAGAAUCCCCCGCCGCUCGACGAGGACGACAUCGCGCUGCUCAAGACUUAUGGUCUUGGCCCCUACGCUACCUCCACGAAAAAGGUCGAGAAGGAGAUCAAGGAACUCGCGAAAAAAGUGAACGAUCUAUGCGGGAUCAAGGAGUCCGACACUGGUCUAGCAGCUCCUAGCCAGUGGGAUCUGGUGUCUGAUAAGCAAAUGAUGCAAGAAGAGCAGCCACUGCAAGUUGCUCGUUGCACCAAGAUCAUCAAUCCAGGCGCGGACGAUUCAAAGUACGUGAUCAACGUGAAACAAAUAGCAAAAUUUGUCGUGGGUCUUGGAGAUAAGGUGUCUCCCACAGAUAUCGAGGAGGGAAUGCGCGUCGGUGUUGAUAGGAACAAAUAUCAGAUCCAAAUACCUUUGCCCCCUAAGAUUGAUCCGAGCGUCACUAUGAUGACGGUGGAGGAGAAGCCCGAUGUAACUUACAAUGACAUCGGCGGUUGCAAGGAGCAAAUCGAGAAAAUGCGGGAGGUUGUAGAGCUUCCUAUGCUCCACCCUGAAAAGUUUAUCAAGCUUGGAAUCGAUCCUCCCAAAGGAGUUCUUUGCUACGGCCCUCCGGGAACUGGGAAAACGCUACUCGCUCGUGCAGUGGCCAAUCGUACAGAUGCCUGCUUCAUUCGAGUUAUUGGCAGCGAGCUCGUCCAGAAGUACGUUGGUGAAGGAGCUCGAAUGGUGCGCGAGUUAUUCCAGAUGGCCCGAUCAAAGAAAGCUUGCAUUGUUUUCUUUGACGAAGUCGAUGCCAUUGGUGGUGCCAGAUUCGACGACGGCAUUGGUGGCGACAACGAAGUGCAAAGGACGAUGCUCGAGAUUGUCAAUCAGCUGGAUGGUUUUGAUGCUCGUGGGAACAUUAAAGUUUUGAUGGCCACGAACAGGCCUGACACUCUGGACCCGGCACUCCUCCGUCCCGGACGCCUCGAUCGCAAGGUGGAGUUCGGACUCCCAGACCUCGACAGCAGAACUCAGAUCUUCAAGAUCCACACCAGAACCAUGAACUGCGAGCGCGACAUCCGAUUCGAGUUGCUAGCUCGCUUAUGCCCAAACUCGACCGGCGCUGAUAUCAGGAGCGUUUGCACUGAAGCCGGCAUGUACGCGAUCCGAGCUCGCAGGAAAACAGUGACGGAGAAAGAUUUCCUCGAGGCCGUGAACAAAGUGAUCAAAGGCUACCAAAAGUUUAGCGCUACUCCAAAAUACAUGGUGUACAACUAGAACGCAUCCUGGCCGUUGAAAUGUUUGAAAGAGCGCGCGGCGCCAUUUAUCUGCUUAUCAUAUGCGUGUGGUUGGCUCGGGCA